AUGUGGCGAGGAUCGGUCCUUCUUACCAUUUUCAUCUGCCGUGGUGGCUUCGCCGCGCCUCUAGGCCACGACAAACUGCUGUCUGUACGUCGUCGGGUCGUUCGCGAAUUGCCGCCAUUAGCGAUCGCUACGGAGCUCGAGGAUCUAUUAAGCGCAGAGAACGCUCCGGGAAAGGAUCAGGCACUUAAAACGCGUAUGAAAAAUACAUCCGGGAAAUCAGACGAGGGAGGUUACUACAAGACGUACGGGAGCGACGCCGAGGGCGAGAAGGGUUACAUGAAGGCAAGCUACAGCAAGGGCAAUCAUGGUUAUAAGACCCUCGACACCUUCCACAAGCAGGAUGGCGACAAGUACGCAUUCGAGAAGCACACUGCCUACGGCGGAGCACGAGGUGACAAGAAAAGUAGCCACCACGACGAUGCCGACUCUCGUUCCAGGAAAAGCGGUGAUCACGAGGGCGCAGGUACCAUCGUCGAUACUCAUUACGCGGCUGAUGAGGUGGAUCUCGACGAUCAUGGCAAUGAACACGUCGAAGCCAGUGAUCACGGUAGCUAUUCCAGCAACGACGGUGCUUCCUAUACGGAUCAUGGACCAGAAUCCUCGAGUUACGGUCACAGUGAAAGCUAUACUGCUGGAGACGGAGACGAUGGUUCUUACCAAACCCACAGCUCCUACUCGACGAACUACGGCGACGAACAUGGAAACCAGGGAGGCCAUUACUAUUAA
Molecule: messenger RNA, 726 nt
Organism: Colletes gigas
Lineage: Eukaryota; Metazoa; Arthropoda; Insecta; Hymenoptera; Colletidae
Product: stress protein DDR48-like
Exons: 3
Coding region: 1-726 (241 amino acids)
Source: RefSeq, a predicted model, not a curated record